CUUUUGUCUACAGGGGGCAAUCCACUCUUUGCUGUUUUUGCUGUCGAAGAGCUAACGGAGCUUCUGCUGAUGAGCACAUUCAUUAAUGCUCGGUAGUGAGUGAAUCAGUAUUUUCUUCGGACCAAUGUGGAGAUUCUUUAUCAGACUGGAGAAACACAAAUAUUGAAGAAAAAAGAAAAUUCUCGAGAAGGAUUUGGAGAAGAUCACUGAAAAGUCAAUUGGAUUUGUCUCGUAGGUUAACCUGAAUUAGAACCACAGGGUGUAGUCUGCUGGAGCUGAAGGUCAUGUGUACAGGGAUGAAUGUGCUUUGCUUUUUCACUAUUUUAGCAUUUUGACGUGUUGCUUCCUUAUAUUUAAUAUUAUGGGUCAGACACAGAGUGGCACAGAUACAGAGGUGACUCUUCAGAACAUCCAGGAACUCUACCGUAAGUUUGCGAGCGAAUGCCCAAGUGGAAAUUUGCACUUGCACGAAUUCAAGAGAAUCUUUGGAAUCAACAGCAACUCAACAGAAGAAGAAGCCGCAUUCAUGGACAAUGUGUUUCGAUCCUUUGAUACAAAUCAGGAUGGUCAGAUAGACUUCAUGGAGUAUGUGGCAGCACUGCAUCUCGUCCUUCGUGGAAAACUGGAGGACAAACUGAAAUGGUCUUUUAAAGUUUAUGACCGAGAUGGAAACGGCUGUCUGGACCGACAGGAAGUGAAACACAUCGUCAAAAUCAUCUAUAAGAUAAAGAAGCACAAUAAUCCGAGCAUCACAGGAAACAUUGAGGACAUCUGUGACAGAAUAUUUGAACUGGUGGACAAGAAUAAAGACUGUCAGAUUUCUUUGGAGGAAUUUAUCGAGGGGGCUGAAAAGGACCCGUGGGUGAUGGAUCAGCUCAAACUGGACAUCGGGCCCUGUGAUUGGUUCAUUGGACAGCAUGAGAAGAAUCCCUAAUUUCAUAUUGUGCAGCAUAUAUUUUCUUAUGAUAAAUGCCUUGAUAAAUGUUCUUCUAUUGUUUACACACUGACGCAUCAGAGAAUGUUUCAGGUUUGUGAUCCUCCAAGUGAAUAAUCUGCAUUGUGAGAUUUUGGAUGAUCUCAGUGAUGGUUUCUCCAGCUGUGGAACAUACAAACAUGCUCGGAGAUGCAGCCUGAAUCUUACAUUAAAUCUGCAAAUUCAACCACAGGCACCACUUUUUGGGUAGAGAAGCCUGUCGUCUUCAUCUUCUACCUUCUACCGCUACUGCUGCUUGAAGAUCACAACCUUUCCCACCCAGUUUAACGUUUUAUAUGUGGAUAAAAUCAGUUUUACAAUUCAAAGUGGAUGCAUGUUUUUACCCAUCAGCUGAAACUUUAGAGAUUCACUCUGCUGCAACAUGUAACUAAUGCUUAUUUUCCAUUAUGCUGUGUUUUUUAAUGUAUUUUACACAAAUAUUCAGUGGUGGGAGAAGUAAUAGAAGCAAUACUCAAACAGUUCAAGUACAACAAACUUGUUAUUAAGAAAGGUACUUGAGUAAAUGUACUUAACUUACAUUCCACCACUGAAAACAACAACAAGUUUGAUAAGAACAUAAAUAUCUGUGCGUUGCUGUUUUCUAGAGUUCUGUCACUCGUCAGUGUCACUUGGCCACUGACAGUCAAUCAAAUCAAGCAAGAGGCGGACCUUACGAGCACUGUCUUCCUGUUUUGAUGCUGUUUACUGUAGCUUUAUACUUGAUGGAAAGAUGAGAGUGGUAUCAGUCUUCUUAAGACUCCUGGCAAGAAAGGAAGCAAUUUUACCAAAAAAUGUAUUAAUGCAUAUAUACAAAUAGUAUGCUUUGAACAAUAAUGUGUGUCUGAUAUUUCCAGAUUAAAAUCCUUAAAAAGUC
Dicentrarchus labrax (European seabass) is the source of this 1847-nucleotide messenger RNA. RefSeq names its product guanylyl cyclase-activating protein 2-like. The transcript has 4 exons. NCBI's taxonomy places the organism in Eukaryota, Metazoa, Chordata, Actinopteri, Moronidae. Gene Ontology annotation, biological process: visual perception. Gene Ontology annotation, molecular function: calcium ion binding; calcium sensitive guanylate cyclase activator activity. Bases 362 to 934 code for a protein of 190 amino acids. The record is from RefSeq and is a predicted model, not a curated record. Gene Ontology annotation, cellular component: photoreceptor inner segment; cone photoreceptor outer segment.